Messenger RNA from Neospora caninum, 561 nucleotides. RefSeq lists its product as hypothetical. Gene Ontology annotation, molecular function: RNA binding. Gene Ontology annotation, cellular component: preribosome, large subunit precursor; nucleolus. Gene Ontology annotation, biological process: nuclear-transcribed mRNA catabolic process; rRNA processing; ribosomal large subunit biogenesis. The record is from RefSeq and is a predicted model, not a curated record. Bases 1 to 561 code for a protein of 186 amino acids. Lineage: Eukaryota; Apicomplexa; Conoidasida; Eucoccidiorida; Sarcocystidae. The transcript is spliced from 6 exons.
AUGCCGGUCUCAAAGCGAAACAAGGUGGUUUCACUGACGAAAGUAAAGAAACAGAAGAAUAGCGAGCGGGGCAGGGAGGUGAAGGAGCAGUGGAUGGACAGCGUACGAAGCGUCUGUGAAGAGGAGAACCAGCAUGUUUACCUCGUCGAGUUCGUGAACCAGAGAAAUUCUCUGCUCAAGCUGGUCAGGGACCUGAUCAAGCCAGGCAGGUUCGCUGACAAGCUGCAGGCUCUGCUGCGCAAGGUCCAGGCAAAAGAAUUCGCCAGGGCGGGUUUUGUCGCCACCCAGAGCAUGCAGCUGAAGGAGGGUUCCGACGCUCUUGCCCAGUUUCCGCACUCGCUAGAGCAGCGUUUCCGGUCUCUAGGUCUGCCCACCCUUCUGAAAGACGGCAAAAUUCUUCUUCUGGGCGACUACACAGUGUGCACAAAGGGAGAACCUCUGACUCCCGAACAGGCACAAGUGCUCAAACACCUGGGAGUCAAGAUGGCCGAGUUCCACAUUAAACUUCUUGCUGAGUGGCACCAAGGGCGCUACCGCGCAGUGAACGACAUUACCGUCUGA